AUGAUGGAUCCUCAAGCCUGUGCUGGCCCACGGAAACCCAGCCUAUCCUUUUCCAUUGAGGAAAUAUUAAAGAAGCCUUCUGCUGGCACCGCCCUGAGCAGCAAAACCAGGAACAGAAGAAACCAUGCUGAGAGACCUCCAGACUUAAAAGUAGGGUCACCACUGGCCUUUGAUUCCCUCAGCAGGAGUCAGUUAGACUGUGACUUAUCAUCAGCCAAAAUGCUUUUCACUGGCACAUGUGCUACAUCCAUGGCCAGGGCAGAGAAAGUACAAGUAGCUUACUGCAGAAAACCUGCUGACAGCCCAGCUUCCCUCCUGGUUGAGGACACAGGACAUGAACACCUAGCAGGCAAAAGAAAACAUGAGGAAGAAGAAGAUCAGCUAUGUCAUUUCCCUGUGGACCAUCCACUUCAUGUUGAGAGGAAAGGGAAACGGAGAAUUCGGACGACGUUCACAGCUGAGCAGCUCCAGGAACUGGAGAAGAUUUUCCAAGUGACUCACUACCCUGAUGUCCACAUUCGCAAUCAACUGGCAGCAAAGAUAAACCUCCCAGAAGCCAGAGUUCAGAUCUGGUUCCAGAACCAGCGAGCAAAAUGGAGGAAACAUGAAAAAAUUGGCAACUUUGGUGGACUUCAGCAUCUGACAGAAGUUGAUUUCAUUCCUGCUCCCAAGUCAGAUACCACAGCUCCUAGCUUGAUGCCAAGAAAGCUGUCUGCUACCGUUCCUGCCAUGGGACACUACUCACCACUGCAAGGGCAGCUGACAAGUGCCUGGCUGCCCAGCACGCUCUCCUUCGUCCCUUACCACUUGGAGCUGAUGCCCUUCCCAAAACCAUGCUGGCUCUUCAACGUCCUCCCCAUUUAUGGCACACCACUACCCCACAAAUUGGAAAGGAGCAGUACCUGCACCAGCUUCACAUAG
Molecule: messenger RNA, 921 nt
Organism: Pogoniulus pusillus (Red-fronted tinkerbird)
Lineage: Eukaryota; Metazoa; Chordata; Aves; Piciformes; Lybiidae
Gene: ISX
Product: intestine specific homeobox
Exons: 5
Coding region: 1-921 (306 amino acids)
Biological process (GO): regulation of transcription by RNA polymerase II
Molecular function (GO): RNA polymerase II transcription regulatory region sequence-specific DNA binding; DNA-binding transcription factor activity, RNA polymerase II-specific
Source: RefSeq, a predicted model, not a curated record